Urocitellus parryii (Arctic ground squirrel) is the source of this 1674-nucleotide messenger RNA. RefSeq lists its product as uncharacterized. Gene Ontology annotation, molecular function: DNA-binding transcription factor activity, RNA polymerase II-specific; RNA polymerase II transcription regulatory region sequence-specific DNA binding. Lineage: Eukaryota; Metazoa; Chordata; Mammalia; Rodentia; Sciuridae. Gene Ontology annotation, biological process: regulation of transcription by RNA polymerase II. Gene Ontology annotation, cellular component: nucleus. The record is from RefSeq and is a predicted model, not a curated record.
AUGGUACAAAGAGAAAUGGAGAGACCCAGCAGCACAGCCAGUGUUCCUGUUCUCCCUGUUUCUCUACCAGAGUCAGUGACCUUUGAGGAUGUGGCUGUGAACUUCUCCCUGGAGGAGUGGGCUCUGCUGGAUCCUUCCCAGAAGAUGCUCUUCAGAGAUGUGAUGCAGGAAACCUUCUGGAACCUGACCACUAUAGGAAAACAAUGGAAAAAUCAGGCCAACGAUGAUCACUACAGUUCCAAGGGAAAUCUAAGAAUUCAAGUUUUAGAGAGAUUCUAUGAACAGAAAAAAGAUGGUCAAUGUGGAGAGGUCCUCAGCCACAUCAUAGAUCCUCUUGAAAAUAGGAUACAUUCUUCUGGAGUAAAACCAAGUGAACAUCAUGUGUGUGGAGAAGUCACCAUUGCUGAUCCAUUCCUAGUUGUGCCCCUGACAGCUCACACUGGACACAGAGCACAUGAGUAUCAGGAACAUGGAGAGAAGCCAUAUGAAUAUAAGGAAGAUGGGAAAGCCUUGCAUGAUCCCCAGCAUUUUCAGAAGCAUGAAAGAACUCACACAGGAGAGAAACCCAAUGUGUGUAAGCACUGUGGAAAAGCCUUGCGUUGUCUCAAAUCUCUUAAAAGACAUGAAAGAAAUCACAUAAGUGAGAAACCCCAUGUGUGUAAGCACUGUGGAAAAGCCUUUCGUUCUUCCAGCUACAUUAAAAUUCAUGAACGAAUUCACAGUGGAGAGAAACCAUACAAUUGCCAACAGUGUGGAAAAGCCUAUCGCUUUAGUACUUCUAGAUACAUGAAAAGACAUGAACUAAUUCACAGUGGAGAGAAACCCUAUACAUGUAAACAAUGUGGGAAAGCUUUUCAUUUACAUAGAUCCCUUCAAAUACAUGAGAUAACACACAAUGGACAGAAACCCUAUGUAUGUAAGCAAUGUGGAAAAGGCUUUCUUUCCUCCAGCUCCAUUAUCAAACAUGAACGAAAUCACAGUGAACAGAAACCCUAUACAUGUAAUCAGUGUGGGAAAGGUUUUCCAUUUCUCAGUUCCCUUCACAUGCAUGAACUAAUUCACAGUGGAGAGAAGCCCUAUACCUGUGAACAAUGUGGGAAAGCUUUCACUCAUUCCUAUGCCAUCAGAAGACAUGAAAAAACUCACACUGGAGAAAAACCCUUCAUAUGUAAGCAAUGUGGAAAAGGCUUUAGUUCUUCCAGCUCCGUUAGAAUACAUGAACGAAUUCACAGUGGAGAGAAGCCCUAUGCUUGUGAACAAUGUGGAAAAGCCUUUAGUUCUUCCAGCUCUGUUAGAAUACAUGAGCGAAUUCACAGUGGAGAGAAACCUUAUAUAUGUGAACAAUGUGGGAAAGCUUUCAGUCAUUCCAAUGCAAUGAGAAAACAUGAAAAAAUUCACACUAGAGACAAACCUUACAUAUGUAAGCAAUGUGGAAAAGGCUUUAGUUCUUCCAGCUCUGUUAGAAUACAUGAGCGAAUUCAUACUAGAGAGAAAAUCUAUGCCUGUAAACAUUGUGGGAAAGCUUUCAUUCACUCCUAUUUAGUCAGAAGACAUGAAGUAAUUCACACUGCAGAAAGACCCUACGUGUGCAAGCAAUGUGGCAAGUCCUACAGUGAUCCCCAUACCCUUAGACAACAUCGAAGAAUUCACAGUGACAUGAAAACAUGCAUGUGA